GCGGGACCAAAAGCGCUAGUUUUUCACCUUCUCUUCGUCUCUACGGGCGUCGUCGUCUGAGAACUUUCGAUUUCGUUGGAGUUCUCUAAGAGGAGUUGAGCCGCUUCAGGCUUUGAGUGAUCUUGGUUCUGGAACUAAGCGGGAACGAUAUUUUACCGUUAUGUAAAUUAAGCGACAACAAUACUCAGUCCCAUUCCUAACGAUAAUGAUGAGAAGUUUGGUGGAAAACGAUGAAGAAAAAUCCUGCCAAAUAUGCCAGGAAAAAGUGCAAUGACCGAGCACAGGAAAAAUCGAAACCAAAUUCCCCUACGGCGAGUGAAACAUAACCUAGCAUAAGUGCGCGAUGUCAAACAAACGGAUCGAGAAGGUGUAGUUUCGAAUUUAUUGGAAAUCGCCCGGAACCCGAGCCGGAAUUCGCUCGUUUUGGGGCGAUUGGUGUUGGUGGGCUUUCGAGUGAAAAGAAGAAAACACAUCCAGCAUCCACCCCGCUCGCGGAAAAAGUGUCGUGACGAUCGCCUCCUCGUCAUCGUCGUCGUCGUGUGAUGCCGAAUGUAUCUCCUUCAAUGAUUAUGCGCGGUAAUUCGUGAGGGGAGUUUGUUUUCCGGCCGCACAGAAAACAACAACAGUGUGGAAACAACAUGCAAAAUGAAUCCAACAACAUGUGCAUGACGGUUCUCCUGUUUUUGUUGCCGAUCGUGGAGUUUGUCCGAGCAGAGCAUAUGCAGUAUUCAGAUUGUGGAAUUCGAUCUUCACGCAGACAACCAAGAAGUGCCAUUAACCCUUGGAAUCAUAACCUUUACACAAACUACGACACCAACCCGAAUCCAACGUCUUUCAGUAAAAUACCAAAAAUGGCCCCUUCAGACUCGACGGAUAGAAGCCCUAAAAUAAUGCACGGGGUCCCUACCCUGGAGGGACAAUUCCCGUGGCAGGUAUCCCUAGAACUGCUGCAUCCUUCGUACGGUUUCAUCGGCCAUUGGUGCGGGGGAGUUCUGAUCGAUCGGAAUUGGGUGCUAUCGGCGGCGCACUGUAUCCAUAACGAACUUUUCAACCUUCCACUGCCGGCCCUCUGGACGGUGGUUCUUGGAGAGUAUGACAGAUCCGUGGAAUCGGGCUUCGAGCAACGCAUCCCGGUGGAUAAAAUUAUCCUCCACGAAAAGUAUCACAAUUUUAAGCACGAUCUCGUUCUGCUGAAGCUAACGAGACCGGCAAAUACCGGAUUCAGUGCCCGGGUCAAGCGCAUUUGUCUCCCAUUUGCGGACAUCAAAGUCAACAGUAAGCCGUUCGAUCCCCGGCCAGAAUUGGAUCGAAUCAACACCAACAACAAACCGUUGUUUUUCUUCGACUAUCCGGAACGCCCACCGGAUAAAGGAGGAGGACCAACAAUGGCCACCACGAAUUCUUCAAUCGAUGUUGUCACCAACGAUGAUCAAGUACAAACGAAGCUGGAGCUAGAAUCCGGAUCCAGCAUUCCGGAGGCGUCAUUUCCGGACCGGGAGGACAACUACCUACGCCGAUUGAGACAAUCGUCAUCCAGUCGGCGGGCUCGAGGUAGCAGUGCAGGACAGCUUUAUCACCGACCUCGAACGGCUCGAGCUCAGGUGACUGGGCAAGUCCAGCGAGUGCUGCAGCAACGGCGAAAAGCUGCCGCCAGGAGAAGUUUCACGGUCCGAAGCGAUGCCAGGACGUUGGUCAGGAAUAGUUCUAGAGCUGGAAAAAGGAGCAGAUCUUCCAGCCGACGGGGGCGUUUCCUGUAUCAUACGGCAGAUUUCAACAUUCGGUCUCCUUGGACAAGCUACGACGAUAAUGAUGACGAUGAUGACAACGACGUCCAGGGCGACGACGUCGAAAACUUCGAUGACAGCCGUCGUCGGGGGUCCAAUGGCGGUGGCGGCCACUGGUACGGCAAGCGUCGCCGGAACGAUAAAUUCGCCACUGGGGGUCUUCACUACCGGAAUGUGCAACAGCGCAACGACAUUGGCACGGUUUCGGUGACGGCAGAGGAGACGGCAGGAUCGCCAAAUGUGCCAAACGACGGAGCAGGCGACGCAGAAGGGUUCAGUGCCAUUCCCGAUACGACCCAGUACGUCGACUGCCUGGCAACAGGUUGGGGCAAAUCGACAAUCGAUGAUGAAUUAACUGACAUCCUGCUGCAGACGAAGGCUCCCAUUCAGAACAGCAAAAAAUGUGAAGAGGCGUAUGGAGAUUUCAUAAAACUACAUCGUGGACAUUUAUGCGCAGGAAACGUCGAUGGAACCGGUGGCACCUGUGUGGGAGAUUCCGGCGGACCGUUGCAGUGCCGCAUCACGAAACAUGGGCCCUGGAUCCUGGUAGGAAUCACGUCGUUCGGAUCCGGAUGUGCCUUUAAAAAUUACCCGGACGUGUACACCAAGAUCUCUUUCUAUCGCCAGUGGAUUGUGGACACCAUCCGGGAGAACUAGGUUGGCCGAGAGACAGAUACCUUCAUAUCGCCGGAAGCGUUGGCAUUCCGCGUGAAACGUCAGUCGUGUAAAGGAAGGAGCAGAAGGUCCGGUAUCAGUCAAAAGCUACCAAUUCAACGUUACCACUACCUGUUUGGUAGUUCGUUUAGGAUUAACGCGAAGACGAGUCGUUGUUUUUUUUUGUUAUUUGAAAAGCAAGCAUUUUUGAAGUUAUUUGCCGUGAAGCUAGUGAAUAGUUAAUUGUUGUAGUUUGAUGAGUACAUUAAUUUCAUUAAACAAGGAAUUAAAAAAAA
Molecule: messenger RNA, 2734 nt
Organism: Uranotaenia lowii
Lineage: Eukaryota; Metazoa; Arthropoda; Insecta; Diptera; Culicidae
Exons: 8
Coding region: 639-2441 (600 amino acids)
Biological process (GO): proteolysis
Molecular function (GO): serine-type endopeptidase activity
Source: RefSeq, a predicted model, not a curated record